This is a messenger RNA of Trypanosoma cruzi, 2226 nucleotides long. RefSeq lists its product as uncharacterized. NCBI's taxonomy places the organism in Eukaryota, Euglenozoa, Kinetoplastea, Trypanosomatida, Trypanosomatidae. The transcript has a single exon. The coding region runs from base 1 to 2226 and encodes 741 amino acids. The record is from RefSeq and is a predicted model, not a curated record.
AUGCGGGAGUUUGAGGAAUCUCGGGAAUCAACGCCUCAGCAGCCGCCAUUGGCGUGGCCUGUGGAAACAGCAGCUUCUACCGCCGAAGCUGCCACGGCGGCGGUGAUAAAAGGACCAAAGGAGGAAGGGAAGGAUGGGUAUACCCUCACUGCGGUGCUUUGCACCAAUGUCAUUCGGGCCGCCAUUCGUGGGGCAGUGGAAGAAGUUGUGAAGGCGACAAAGAAAGCCUGGUAUCUAUCUGAAGAGGCGGAGCACAGACUACGCACGGAGCGACGACGCAUGCGGAGACGACAAGCAGAACGCGAUCGAGCGGAGAAGGAGUUGAUUAAUGUCGAGAAAAAAAGCAUUCUGUGGGGAGAGGAGGAAGAGCAGGAGGAGGAAGAGGAAAAGGAAUCCAAACAUCGGGUUGACACCGGGGAUGACAAGGAGGCUUUCAGUACACCGCUGAAGCAAUCGACAAGGCGUCAGUAUCAUAAAAAACGAGAAGAGAAACAAACAGUUCGUCUGCAACCUCCUGCUGAUGACGGUUGCGGUGUUUGCUACCGAAAAGAUACAGUAAGCCCCUGUGUGAAAUGUGAUUCGCAGGUGUGUCUGUACUGUGGCCCCGCUGCUGUCCACAGCGCAUGUUGUGAAGAACACCACAUCAAUGUUAUCAACGCCCACCGCCGUCAUUUGUCAGGGGAGCCACAAAAAGAGAAGCAAGAAACCAAAGAAGUGGAAAGAGAGAAUGGAGAUGACUCAUCUUUGUGGGAAGUGGAAGAAGUGGUGGCCGUGCCACGAAAAGAUGAAGUUGGGAGGUCACCGCUUGGUGUUCGUCGGAAGUUGUUGCCUGACGAUUAUGAUGAAAAAGAAGAAAAGGAGGAUCAGGAAAGCGAAGCGAAAGAGGUCGAGUCACCUGGAAGCGUGGAAGAACCCAGGACAGUGCGAAAGCGGUACGAGGCCUUUUUUGUUCCGCUAUCCCGCGAUGCGGAGCCGAGGCGGCCGAAGCCGCCGACGCCAAGAAAUUACGUGCCGGGUGUCUUUGCCGCAAAGUACAAACACAAAAAGGCGGAGAGGAGGUGCAGCCCGCCCGUACGGCGUGCACGCGCCAACAAACACAUGAGCGCCGCUGCUGCUGAGGAGGUGCAGCAGUCGCAGCGACGAUUCCCCAGGAAUGGCCUCAAGGAGCAUCUGGCAGCAGCCCAUAACAACCAAAAACAACAGCGCCCGGAGUACCCACGCCAACCCUUCGCUUCGUUGAAUCCACAAUUUAGGGAGCCGCCCCCUGUCCGCGCUGACUCGCGGCUGCGCAGACGCGAGGCCGAGCGUGUCGUCAUGGAGGACCCGCUUUCUGCCUUUGGAAGGGCACCCUCUCCGAGUCAUUUGGGAGUUCAUUUCCCCGCCAAAACAAGACGCCCAUCGCGAAGCAUGAUGGGGCGCAUUUCUCCCUUUGAAGCAUCAAUUGAGCUCGCUAAGGGCUUUGACGACUUUGCCCACCGCGACCCCACCGGCCUUGAGCGCACUUACUAUGAUGGAAAGCCUGUACGACCUAUUAAACGGGAUUAUAUGUCUGAUGAUCUGGCAGACUUAAGUAACCGCUCCAGUGUACGAAGGCAGCAUCAAGAACAGUACAGAUCACGGGCAAUGGAGUUUAGAGAGGAAGAGGGACAUGUAAACGUCAGUCGUGAACGCGUGUUCGUUACGAGUUACCAUGAAGUGCCUCUUUACAUGGGAACACAACGCAAUCACGAAUCGUUGCCGUAUAACUCACAUCAACGUGAAGAGUGCAAUGUGCGCACCACGCCAACACUACAUGAGUUAGAUCAGCGUCUUCGGCACCUUAGACAGCACCGCCUCUUUGAUCGUGUUUCUCAACGCUCCCCUGACCGUCACUGUUCACGUCAUCACUUCAAUCAGGAGGGUGAAAUUUACUGCGGCUGCCAUAAUGCAGGAUCAAGUAAGAUACGGCGGCCCACACCAUGCUCCCAUGAUCCUUGUAUCACCGUUCACCUCUUUCCUGACACCCGUAUUCCCACAGCAGCAGCCGGACCAAUGAAAAUGACACGCGGAGGAAGCAGCCGGCGAAAUACCAGCCGUACUGAUAGACGUUCAACGCUUCGGGUUGUAUCACCGCCAUGGCGAACAGAACUCAAUUCUGGACCACUGCGACCGUCGUGGAGUUUUGAGCAGCCGCACUCAUUUAUAACAAAGUCAUACAAACGAACUUUGUUGCCGGUCGAACCGUGA